UGUUAAAUAAAGAAAUAUACCUAUUAUAUGUAAAUGAUUAUGCACCUUUUAAAGUCAAGUUACUUUUGAACUUAAACAACGGUAUUCUAAACAAAAACAAAAAUGGAUGGUUCAAAUGAAUUGUACUUAGAAUUUGAAACUUUUUUAAAUAAAUUAUUUAUUCGGCGAGAACAAGAAGGAUUCAAUUUUAAUGAUUUCCGAAAAUACGAAUUUGAAUAUAUACAGCCACAUUUAGAGGACCUAUUGCCGUUGAUAUCAAUUGAGGAAGCGAAGCGCAUCCAAACUUAUUUCCAUAAUGCUUACAUUUUCCACUUAAAUAAUGGAUUGCGAAUACCUAAUAUUUUCCCUAAGCAAACUUUGAAUCCGGUUCCUGAUAAUGACACAGAGCCAUUACAACAACAACAACAACCCGGACCUGCUGAUGGUUCUGUGUUAUCUUUUCAGCAACCAGCCCAAGAACAACAUGAAACUCAACCGGUUUCUGAUUCUGUGUUGUCUUCGCUGCAACCAGCCCAUGAACAGGAAUCUAUUGAUCCCGUUUAUACACAAAAGACUGCUCCUUUAAUGCAAAGUACACCACUGAGUGUUCCAUUUUUUGGACUACAAAGAAUGCAUAACGAAGAAGAGCAUUCGCAUGCGAGAGAACCGGAACAAGACGUUUUCUUAGAAAAUGUCAUUUCUCAGAUAAAUAUUUCGCCGAUUACGAUGCAUUCGGCCAUUUCAAAGAGGCCUAGUGCACAGCCUCUACUUAAGCAGCCUAUUGAAAAUGUUAUUCAACAAGAAGUUACUUUCUUAAAGGAUUUUGAGAACAUUCAGAGGGAACCACCCUUGGUACAAAAAAUUCCAGUACAAAACCCUCCUCCGAUUAGAGGUCGCAAAAGGGCACGUUUUGAAAUUGAAAGAAUUUUGAGAGGAAUCAAGAAAAAAAUGGAUAAAAUAAAUUUUGAUGUCCUUUGUUGUCUUGCACAUAAGAACAAAUCUGAUGUGCAAUUAAAACGGUCGGAGGAAUCUUUUUUAUAUUUUCCUCUGAAGCCUGGAAAAACUAAAAAUAUAUUAAGUAGAAUAAUAAGCAACACUAGAAUACCAGAAGGUAGACGGGGGCAUAUAUCGAUGGAGAGAAUUAUUAAUUUUUCCAAUGUUUUACGAGCUCAUGCAAGUCAAAGCCAUUCUUCGGUAGAACAACCAAUUCAAUCAAGUCAAAUAGAUUCAACACGUUCACCUUACACACCACAAGAUUUAUUAAGGACAUCUCAUCAUCUUCCAUUCACUCCUCUUAGAGGGGACAUGUCAGGUCUUUCACCUAGAAUGGUUAUAGACCAAGCUGCAAGUGCUCCAACCCAUUCAUUGCUACGCCAACAACCUUUGUUGCCAAUACCUGAAAGAGAAUCAUCAAUAAAUAUUCCAUUUAAUAAUCACUUUGAAGAGAUUCCAAUAGAAGUACCACCGCAAUCUCAAAAUACGUCCGUAAUUCCAUUACCUUUACAGGAUGAUCCCUCACAACUACGAGAAGUUCCUGAAAUUUUAGAAGAUCAAUUGUUGCAAAUUGCUUACAAUGAAGCUUCUCAAUGUGAAGCACAACAGAAUAAAGUUUCUCUCAAUGAUUCAGUAGUAAAUGUUGAACUUAUAACCGAAAAUGAACCUAUUGCGCCAUUGCCACUUAUUGAAGACCAAUCACGUCUUCCUGGAAAUAUUUCUGGAGAUUUCGAUAAUAAUGAACAACCUCAACCGCUAGUUGAUUCUGUAACAACGCCCCCAGAAACUGUUUCUGUAGGGGGUUUAGAUUCAAGUACAAAUGUUCCCACAACAAUUUCUAAUUUAGGUCAGGAACCAGUUUCAAAUCAAGUACCAAUGCAAUUAGAACAAUCUCUUGUUCAAAACCCUGCUAUACCUUAUGGAGAUGAAAUGAACGAUAACCUCCGUGUAGAUUGGUACCAAAUCCUGCGACCAAGAGUUGAUUUAGUAGAAUAUCCACAAGAACCUGAAGCAGUUCAAAAAAAGAAAAGAAAACGAAGAAGACGUCCAAGAGACAGUCCUGAACGCGUUGUUCUACCAAAUCGAAACUACGAACUUCCGCUAAUACCAAGAAGUCCUCCUCACGAAAAUAUAAAUGAUUUGAAAGUUGCUCCUGUUGGAGUGUUAGAUCAAAUGCCAUCAAACCAUAAAGUGGUGAAUUUGGAGCAACAAAUAGUUGGUUUGGAUAAUAUGACACAAAAUAUUACAAACGUUGUUAGUGACCUACCAGAAAUUCCGUUAAGCCCUCCUGCUUUUUCUAGAUAUUCUGAAGAACAAGGUGGAAGUUCGGAUCAAAUAGAAACAACACAGAUUGAGAAGUAUUUAAAAUUAAUAAAGCGGGCUGGUCAGAAGUUAGGAUACGCCAAUUGGGAAACAUUUGAUUCUAACUUGUUUAAUGAGAACGACCGCUUUGAAUUGUACACAAAUAUUUUUAAACGAAUAAUUAAAGAUAAAUAUGUGACAAUGGAAAAUUGUUUUGAAAACCAAAUGACAAGACUUGAAGCUGCCAAAGGAUUUAAAUUUAUUCUUGAUUUGAAAACUAUUGGUGUUAUAGAAAUCGAAUCGAUGGAAACACAGAUUAAGGGAUUUCAAUUAAAAUCUAAUGAAAAUACUAAUGAAAUUUAAAAGAUUUUGAAAUGUGUUUGUUACUUAUUUUGUUCCUUGUUUUAUUUUAAAAAUAUUAUCAAUUUUAAACUAUUUAUUUCUAAUUUAAAAAUCAUUAUGUUCGUUAGAUUCAUGUUUGUUCAUUGUUUUUAAUUUUUUUUAAUAAAAUAUUGUUAUAAUUUUAA
This is a messenger RNA of Episyrphus balteatus (marmalade hoverfly), 2801 nucleotides long. RefSeq lists its product as uncharacterized. The coding region runs from base 103 to 2637 and encodes 844 amino acids. The record is from RefSeq and is a predicted model, not a curated record. The transcript has 10 exons. NCBI's taxonomy places the organism in Eukaryota, Metazoa, Arthropoda, Insecta, Diptera, Syrphidae.